GAUUUUUGUUAUUGCUGUCCUGUGCAGCUUCUGUUGUUUGUCAGUUGUUUCAAAUCCAUCUGCUGUAGAGGUAGGAAAUGAACAGUGUUGUGAUGCUGCUGUGCAUUGCUGUGCUGGGUCGUGUUGCUGUGCUCCCUGUGAAGAGUCAGCAGAAAUGGCUGUGUUCUUAGCGACUGCUUGUUGGUGUGUAGGGUGAGAUGUUCAUGGCUCAGCUCCGCUAGAACGUGCAAAUUCACCACGUGUUUGACGUUGAUUCUGGAUUAUCAUUUCGUCAUUUCAUUUGCACAGCAUUUUACAGGUGUUGUGAAGUAGAGGCUCUCUCCAAAGUGAAGUAGACAUAAGAAACAUUUCAGGCAGUGUAAUCUUGUCCUUAAGAUGAUCAGAGAAUCAAUUCUGCAUUGUUAACUCCAAGGUUAGAUUUGUGUGUUUGCUGUUUGCCCAGUCAACAAGUAAAGCCCAGAGCUUGACUUUGAGAGCUAGCGUGAUGACAUGGGGAGGAUAAAGCUGCUGGUGUCAUCUCUAUGGAGCAUCAUGCCUCAGGUGGGCAGCACGGCAGAGCCCUUGGCAGGCUGCCAGCCAGCCACAUUGCCUGAUCUCUGAAGCUAUGGCUUUGAAGUGAAGAAGCAAUGGUCCUUCAAAGAAGUGAAGCUGAACUGUUAUGCAGAAUUCAGUAAGAUUCUCAUCUGUAUCAAAACUGGCCUUCUGAACAAAUCAAAACCUCACGUUGCACUGUGUAAACACUGCUGUAAGCUCUGCCUGGAGUGCUCCCUUGUUAUGGCAGGAUAAGAGGUGAAGGUAGAAUCAGAGCGAAACUUGGAGGGCUUCUCUGUUACUUUGAAUGGCAGCAAGCACCCAGUUGCUUCUGUGAAACUUAGGAAAGGUGCUUACGCCACCAGAAUUUUAGUUAGACCAGGGUAACAGGAGCUCAGGGAUUGCCUGAUGCAUGGGUGAUGGGCAGCCUUCGUUGUGUUUGGGCUGCAGGACUUUGUAGCUCUUGAACACUGGGCUGACUCUACCGUUAAACGGUAUAUGGGCAGGUGCCCUUUUCAGGCUGCUGUGUGCGUUUGGGAGAAACGGCAGUUGUUGGGGGGCACUGCUUGGUUGGCCGCUUCAGAGAAGCACUCAUCUUGUGAGGGCAGUGGGAAGUGGUUCUGUGGCAUAUGUGACGCACUGAGUGCUUUGUGGGAGCUCCAUGGCCGUUCAGCAAUUAGGCGGUUGCCUUCAGUUGCUGGGAAUUGAGCUCAGUAACCUGGGUGGUUUUCUUCUGUCUCGUCGCAUCGUUUUUACUAAUUAUUGGUAUGAGUCUUACAGCUUAGUUUAUAUGUUUUGCCCUUUUAUUGGAUUGUGCUUACAUGUGAAUUUGCUUUGUUUACAUACAUGAUGUUGGUAGCUAGCUUGUACCGUUACGCUAGUUGUGCUACAGUCAGUCCUGGUGAGCCCACCAGUUGGAAUUGCCAGGCCUACUUCUCUUUCAGAUACAUGUUCUAAUGAGGUCAGGGGUGAGUUACAUGCAUUAUGUUUGCACCUGAAUAUAUUGGUUGUAUGUCAAAAUCCAGUCAAUCCUCAUGAUUGGAAGGGGAAUUUCGGAUAAAGGUAGCACUGACAUCCCAGGCUGGGAAAGAGAAAGAGCUAAGCAGUUUUAGUGGAAAGCCUGACAUUCUGCCUUCUAAAAUAUAAAAAUAUCUCUUUACUUUUAGUUGCAGAUAUCCCGCAAAGAAUGAUGUAAGAUAGUUUCCUUUUGUAAAGUGACAAGAACUGCCAGUAUCCUCUCAGUGUGCAAACUGUGUGUGCGUGUGGCUGAACAGGGAAAGCCUGUGCCGUCAGUCUGCACCUAACCAGCAGCAGUCCAUGAUUAGUCUUGCUGCACUUCUUGUGUGACUGUGAGGUCCCUGUGAGCCGCCCGCAGCCUGUGGUGUUUGGGACUGUGUGUGGUACCGCAGGAGAAGCGGCAUUUCCGUCUGCAUGUGUUAUUCUUGUUACCUGUGGAUGGUGUAUUCUGGGCUAUGGGCUUGAGCAUCUGGUGCAUGAUGUUUAAAAGGAGCAGUUUGAAGUUAUUUUAGAAGUCAAAAACUGCUUUAUUCCUUUUAAUGACAGAACAUUUAGGGGUUAAUUGUAGGGGAUUUGACAAUUGCUUAGAGCAGCCAAGUGCUGCUUUUCUGUCAGCAGUGUAGCUCCCUGAAAACGCUUUGAAGUUCAAAGGUAGGAAAGGAUUAUCUAUGGAUUUCAAUUCUCCUUUCGUAUGCAUCUGUAAAAGAAUCUCACACAAACUUAAUUGAAUCGUGUAUUUCCUUUUAAUGUUGUAUUUGGGGAUGUAGGCUUUUCAAUACAGCCAUCCUUAGAAACCUGCCUUAGAGUGGACGGGUAAAUGAACUGCCUUAUUGAACACUGUAUUCCAGAGAAGUGACUGCUGUGCUGGCUCCUCUGACUGCUGGAGAAUAGCUAGCUAAUCCUGAGGGCUUGACAGGGAGGGUGUGAAUACCAUUCACUCCUUUAAACAGCAGUCGGGGAAAAAAAAACAUUAUUUGCUGUAUUUUUUAUUUUUUUAAAAGAUGCACAGUAGAAAGGAAAAGCUUCUGGAUGUUCCUUAUUUCAUGGUUUUUCUAAGUACGGUUAGGAGAAGGUGAACUCAGAAUAUACUUGUCCAAAGAGAUGCAGGGGCAGAAUUUUGGAUUUCCUUGUUCAACCCAAGGCUGUUAGUGUUUCCUCUUUGUGUAUAUGCAGUAUUACUUUGCUUUAGAUUGCUUACUUUUCAGACUGUGCUGAAACAAAACAAGAAGUGAAGAUUUUGACCAGGAAUGUGCUGCCUGCUGUUUCCCGGGGAGAUCAUGAAACGACGUCGGCUUCCUAGCAGCAGUGAGAAUUCUGACGACAAUGGCAGUCUGUCCACCUGGUCCCAGCAUUCCAGAUCGCACCGUCGGAGGUCUUCAUGUUCCAGACAAGAAGACAGAAAACCUUCUGAGGUGUUCAGAACGGACCUGAUCACUGCCAUGAAGUUACAUGACUCCUUCCAGCUGAACCCUGAUGAAUACUAUGUGCUGGCAGACCCCUGGAGGCAGGAGUGGGAAAAGGGAGUGCAGGUGCCAGUUAGCCCAGGGACCAUCCCAGAACCAGUAGCCAGGAUUGUGUCUGAGACAAAAGCUGUCACAUUUACACGUCCCCGGAAGUAUAUUUCUUCAUCAGGCACGAAGCCUCCAGAGCUGGGUUAUGUUGAUAUUCGCACAUUAGCUGACAGUGUGUGCCGCUACGACCUCAGUGAUGUGGAUGUAGCAUGGCUGCAACUUGCCAAUGAAGAAUUCAAAGAAAUGGGGAUGCCUGAGCUGGAUGAGUACACAAUGGAAAGGGUCAUAGAAGAGUUUGAACAACGAUGCUAUGAUAACAUGAAUCAUGCUAUUGAGACAGAAGAAGGACUUGGGAUUGAAUAUGAUGAAGAUGUUGUCUGUGAUGUCUGUCAGUCUCCAGAUGGAGAAGAUGGCAACGAAAUGGUGUUUUGUGACAAAUGCAAUAUUUGUGUGCACCAGGCCUGUUAUGGUAUCCUGAAGGUGCCAGAAGGCAGCUGGCUGUGCAGGACCUGUGCUCUUGGUGUUCAGCCCAAGUGCUUGCUGUGUCCCAAGAAGGGUGGUGCCAUGAAGCCGACCCGCAGCGGCACCAAGUGGGUUCACGUCAGCUGUGCUCUAUGGAUUCCAGAGGUGAGCAUUGGAAGCCCGGAGAAGAUGGAGCCCAUUACCAAGGUUUCUCAUAUUCCCAGCAGUAGAUGGGCAUUGAUAUGCAGCCUUUGUAAUGAAAAAGUUGGUGCUUCUAUACAGUGUUCAGUGAAGAACUGCAGAACAGCCUUUCAUGUCACCUGCGCAUUUGACCGUGGCUUGGAGAUGAAGACCAUACUGGCAGAGAACGAUGAGGUGAAGUUUAAGUCAUACUGUCCCAAGCACAGCUCCACCAAGAGAACAGAUGAUGAGACCUUCAGUGACCACCUGUGUCAAGAGAAUGGGAAUGGGAUUCAGGACAGCUCUCUUCCUGCCCACAUGGACCCUUUCCACAGCAUGGAUCAAAACCAGGAGGAAGCCCACAGAGUCAGUCUCCGCAAGCAGAAGCUCCAGCAGCUGGAGGAUGAGUUCUAUACUUUUGUGGAGUCUCUGGAAGUGGCUAAAGCACUGCGGUUGCCUGAGGAGCUGGUAGGAUUCCUUUACCAGUACUGGAAGCUGAAAAGAAAAGCCAACUUCAAUAAGCCAUUGAUUACCCCAAAGAAGGAUGAGGAGGAUAAUCUGGCCAAACGAGAGCAGGAUGUUCUGUUCAGAAGACUACAGCUCUUCACACAUCUACGGCAAGAUCUGGAGCGGGUGCGUAAUCUCACUUACAUGGUGACUCGACGGGAAAAAAUCAAGAGAUCUGUUUGCAAAGUUCAAGAACAGAUAUUUAACAUCUACGCAAAACAGUUGGAACAAGAAAGAGUUUCAGGUGUGCCUUCUUCAUUCUCCUCAAUGGAAAACGUAGUGUUGUUCAAUAGUCCAUCUUUGGGUCCCAAUGCCCCUAAGAUAGAGGAUUUGAAAUGGCAUUCAGCAUUCUUCAGGAAACAAAUGGGCACAUCUCUAACACACUCUUUGAAAAAAUCACACAAAAGAGACAGAGUAAGUAAUAGCUCUGGGAACAGUAGCAAAUCCACGCUGAGGCAGCCCAGCCAAAGGGGAGAUGGUGCAGCUCCAGGAAGCUUUUUAAAUUUUGACAAGAGCUUUGCAGAAACACGGAUUGUAUCAGCACAGCAGAAAAAUGGCAUAGUUGUGCCAGACCACAGAAAGACAAGAGACAAUCUUCCACAAUGCGAGGUAAUCAAGACAGAACUAAAGGAAAAAACUAAACAAAACCACAAACCACUGAGACCCACAGAACUCUCUCAGAGGCAAUCAGAAAACAAAAGGGCUGUGAACCACUCUAGUGGUAGGUCAGCACCUGGCACACGGAGGGACAUAGUGCCUAAAUGCAAUGGGGGUCUUGUCAAAAUAAACUCCAAUCAGACAGUAGUUAAAGUGCCUACGACACCCACGAGCCCAGUGAAAAACUGGGGCGGAUUCCGAAUUCCAAAGAAGGGGGAGAGGCAACAGCAAGGUGAGAGUCCAGAGGAGACCUGCCGCCAGAACUCCGGUUACCCCUACCUGAGCGUGGGCAGAGUUUCACCGAAGGAUAGGGCAAAAAGUAAGCCGAAGCCUGACAGUGAGAAUGAUGGGUACAUCCCUGAUGCUGAAAUGAGCGACUCUGAAAGUGAAGUAGCUGAAAAAAAGUGCAGACAGCAGAGGCUCAGCCCAAACAGCACUAUCAGCAGAAGGACGGACAUUAUUAGGAGAAGCAUCCUGGCAUCCUGACUGGGCAAUGGGGCACCAUGCUCAGUGGUCACUGCCUACAAACCAACUUCACUUUAUUUAUUGGUGUGAGAGGGGAGAGUUCUUAGACGUGGCUACAGACCGACAAAUAGAUAACCCAUUAUUCCUGAGCUGUAUGAACAUGUUUACAUACACUUAAAGCUGGAUUUUUUUGCCCCCCCUAACUCAUUCCGUGACCAGUUUGAAUCUCCUUUAUUUGCAACUUCCCUGAGUAAGCAGAGAAUUGGCAUCACUACUAAAACAGGAUUUGUGAUGAACAGUAAAGUAAGUCACAAAAUCAUCUAGGGGCUGGGGUGAGUAGUGGGGAAUUAGGCAGCAUCAUCCCUUUUCGCUAAACUGCACUGUUAAAAUUCUCUUCCCUUCCCCUGCUUUCUGAAAAAGCACAAGCUCUUAAUUUAACUAGUGUGUAUUGAAUCAAAGAUGGUUAUUAAUUUAACCAUAUUGCACUGCUACGCCCUGCUACAAAAGGUCACUUGCCUUGGAUGGUGGUAGGUCUUUGUCUUCUCUUUGCAGAAUGUUUGUUGUUGCAUUAGAUUUGAGCACAAGUGGCAGCUUAAAACCCUCCGUAAGCUCCAGAGUUGAUGUGUAGGUACAAGACCGAGAUGUUAAACUGGAAAAAAAGGAAGGGACAGGUCAGGGUUGCAGCUGCCUUACACUGCAACAGCUUAACAGUACUCAGACUGAGUGUGGAGAAAAGGCUCCAGUGGCUUAGUUCUGAGAGAGGGGCCGGGCUCACAGGUUACUGUGCCCUGUAGAAUAACCCGUCAGCAUUUCGUUACCUGCCUCCCAAACACCUUGAUAAUUCAAGCAACGAAAUGCUAAGGCACCAGUCAGUAGGAUUUUCCAAAACCCACCACAUAUGCACUAAUGGUAAAGCAUUGGGAAAGCCCAGCUUAUGACACUAAAGAGUUACCUUAAAAUGGACAGAAAUAUAUAUUUUUAAAUAAAAUGGAGAGGCAAUAAAUUGUCAUUAGCUCUUUACAGUCAAAUGAAAAAAAGCUAUUCUAUUCUGGACUAGAUUUGAUGGAAGAGGGAACUCGUAUGCAUACUUUUUUAAUAAUUGCAAAUGGCAAUAACAAGAAAGCUAUGAGCAAUAAUGUUAACAGUUCAUUAUGAUACUUUUUUUGUAGAGUGCACAUGUAACUGGAUUCUUAGGAGCCUGUAAAUUUUGGAAUUCUGCGUAGAUUUAACUUAGGUAUGCACUGGUGAAACGAAGGUUUCAGCUGCAAUGAGUUAGAGAAACACAGGCAUAAAGAACAACAGCCCAGCCUGCUGUUAACCACGCUCACUUGCAUUUUAUUGUUAGACCCUUGCCUCUCGAGCAGGGAAGAUUUUAAAGUACAGUAGAACUCUGCCGUAACUGAGUCUUCCAGAGGAUUCAAUCAGAAAAAGGCUUAUUAACACCCCGUCUUGCUAUGCAAGUUGUAACUACUUCAAUAUUGCAACAGAAUGUAUCCCUGUCGUUUAUGUUUUAAAACUCUGAAGUCUGAACCUUCUGAUAUCUUCUGGGGUGAUGCUGAGAAAAGGAAGUUUGGUUUAACACGGUGUUUUUUUGAAAGACCAUUGCUGGACCCAGGAAUUUGGAUUGACCUCAUGACUUGCACAGAUUGAAGCCCAAUAGGGCACUGGUGAAUGUGACAUUACGUAGUUGCUUUUGGGAUCUGUUAAAAUAGAAGUACUUCUGUGAUCAAAAAGCAGCAGACAGACGGAAGGUAACUGCAGAUGGCUCUACCUGACAUACAGCCACACGUUUAAGGCAGGCAUUGUUUCAGUAAGAAGCUCACGACCAUGUGGGGAAUUCUUCAAGCCAUAGAUGGAAUAAUCUAAAUUCUGAUUCUAGCAUGUAACCUUGCUCUAGUAUGAAAGAGGUACCUUGUGAAUUUGCACUAUUUCAAUUGCUAAUGUUGUGCAGAAUGAAUGCCUUACCUGUUUUGCUCCCCGAUGUUUAGGUUUAUAAGCUUUCUAAUGUUUCGAGUUACGCUGAACCAAAACCAAAAAGCGCUUCCCCCAUCCUCAUUCCAAGGGCAGUCGGAUGGCUGCAGGAUGGCCAGCUCGACAGGAUAGCUGUGUCCCCUUUCGCAGCGCUCAGCAGGAGGUGGCAGAGGUACAGCAGUGACCAUACAGCACCCCCAUACUUUGUUGGGAUGGAACCAUUUGCUGAAUGUGUGUUCCUAGGCAUUACCUUUACUUGUGCAGACUGACCAAGAGACCUUUGAUGCUGAUUGACAAAGUGCGUCAGUCCCUGGGCUGGUUGGACUUGUGUCUGUUGCCCAGAAUGGCAGUCGUUAGGUUAUGAACUCACAGAUCUCAGUGAAGGGUUGGUUAUACAUGUUGUGUAUCAGUCUGAAUUGCGGAUGUUGGAACAAAUGGUCGUUACGUUUGUAAAACCGUGUACAGAAGAUUUUUCACUACGUGCCUGGCUUUGGUGUCCAUUCGGCUGAAAUUAAUCGAGAAGGUGCAUGAAGAGGAGCAGGUAGAAACAAAAAGUAUAUGUAGAGAUGACUAUUUUAUAUUACAUGGCCCAAUCCUGUAUUUAUUUCCCCCCUUUUUUGAAGUAUUUAUAAAGACCUAGUCGAAGACAGCUGUAUUUUUUGUUAAGAUAUUCGGUAGAAUUGUGCCUUUUUGUCCGUACGUGAAUAAAUGCUGUACAUUUUUGCAGUACGCUCACA
Meleagris gallopavo (turkey) is the source of this 8038-nucleotide messenger RNA. The record is from RefSeq and is a predicted model, not a curated record. NCBI's taxonomy places the organism in Eukaryota, Metazoa, Chordata, Aves, Galliformes, Phasianidae.